AGCUCAUUUGUAUAACGUAUCAAAAAUGAUUUCUUGUAACAUUGAGAGAGAGACAGAGAGAGACAUUGUCCGUACCGUAACACCCCAAUCGUUUUUGGGUUUGUGAAAAAGGCCCUGAAACGCAUAUCUUCAUAGGCAAUCCAACGCUACUUCUUAACUUUUAUCUCUCUUCUUUUUCUGGAAAUCUUACAGGACACACCGCAAAUCCUGUUUCCUUCAUCGGACUCGGCUUUUAAGGUUGUUUUCAUGGUGCACGAAUUGAUCGUUGAUUUUGAGAUAUCGCUAUCACUACUCAAUGGAGAAGCAAUGUAAACAGAUCCAUCAGUAACCAUAAUGUCUGGGCUGAUUGAAGGUCUCCCUGAUGCAGUUGCCCUCAGAUGCCUUGCACGCGUGCCCCUGUACCUGCAUUCCAAGUUGGAGCUUGUAUCCCGAUCCUGGCAAUCUGCCAUUCGUAGCCUUGAGCUAUUCAAAGCCCGAAAAGAGGUCAAUUCAUCCGAGGACUUUCUAUGUGUGUGCGCAUUUGACCCCGAAAAUCUGUGGCAGCUCUAUGAUCCUCUCCGAGACCUUUGGAUUACUCUCCCCGUUCUCCCUUCAAAAAUCAGGCACCUUGCCAACUUUGGUGUUGUCUCCACUGCUGGAAAGCUGUUUGUGCUUGGUGGUGGCAGUGAUGCUGUUGACCCAUUGACCGGCGACCAAGAUGGGAGCUUUGCUACCAACGAGGUCUGGUCAUACGACCCAGUUUCCCGGCACUGGGCCCCACAAGCAUCCAUGCUCGUGCCCCGUGCCAUGUUUGCGUGUUGUGUUUUGGACAGUAAGAUUGUUGUUGCUGGCGGUUUCACUAGUUGCCAGAAAUCAAUUUCCAAAGCAGAAAUUUAUGAUCCCGAGAAAGAUGUCUGGGUAUCAAUACCUGAUCUCCACCACACUCACAAUACAGCUUGCUCAGGGGUAGUUAUCGACGGUAAGGUCCACGUCCUUCACAAGGGUUUAUCAACCGUGCAAGUUUUGGACGGCGUCAAGCUUGGUUGGACCGUCUGGGAUUACGGUUGGCUCCAGGGUCCAAUGGCUGUCAUCCGCGGAGCUCUCUAUGUGAUGAGUCAUGGCAUUAUUUUCAAGCAGGAGAUAGAAGCAAGCAAGGUAGUGGUUUCAGCAUCGGAGUUCCGGAGGAGAAUUGGGUUUGCAAUGAUUGGGUUGGGAGAUGAUAUAUAUGUGAUUGGAGGGGUGGUGAUAGGGCCCGAACGAUGGAAUUCGGAUAUCAAGAAGCUGUCUGUUGUCAAUGUUUUGACGAUUGGGAGCGAGAGACCGAUUUGGCGCCGGGUGGCACCUAUGACUAGGUGCUAUGGACCUAUUCUGGGUUGUGCACAGCUGAGAAUUUAGGUCUGUUUCCUCUUUUUUUUCUUUUUUCUUUUUUAUUGUUUUGGGAUGGUGGUGGAUUUUGUUGCUCUGUUGUGAGAAUUUGUUCUCUUCUUGUAAGUUUGGUUAGCUCCUAUUGGAAAAAGGUGUUUUGUUUGUAGCCUUUGGCCUUGUGAUCUGUUUGGUGGAGUUUUUAGGGAACUCUUUCUUUAUAGAGAUGCAAGGCAGGCUUGUUUGUUGGGCUUUGUGUAACAGGCAACAAAUAUGGAAGUUGGAAGUAUUAGCAUACAAAGAAUUCAAUAUUUCCUUCAUUUCUUUUAUUUAUUUAUUUAUUUUCAUGGUAAUGGAACAAUUAACGAUCUAUUUCUCUC
Molecule: messenger RNA, 1721 nt
Organism: Camellia sinensis
Lineage: Eukaryota; Viridiplantae; Streptophyta; Magnoliopsida; Ericales; Theaceae
Product: F-box/kelch-repeat protein SKIP30
Molecular function (GO): protein binding
Source: RefSeq, a predicted model, not a curated record